Messenger RNA from Metarhizium brunneum ARSEF 3297, 1806 nucleotides. RefSeq names its product NADPH-dependent diflavin oxidoreductase 1 (gene TAH18). The record is from RefSeq and is a predicted model, not a curated record. Gene Ontology annotation, cellular component: cytosol. NCBI's taxonomy places the organism in Eukaryota, Fungi, Ascomycota, Sordariomycetes, Hypocreales, Clavicipitaceae. Gene Ontology annotation, molecular function: flavin adenine dinucleotide binding; NADPH-hemoprotein reductase activity; FMN binding.
AUGACCAGCUCAGACAGGACCGUCCUGGUCCUGUACGGCUCCGAGACUGGCAAUGCCCAGGAUAUGGCCGAAGAGCUCGGCAAGCUGUGUCAGAGACUGCGCUUUACCAGCCGCGUCGAGGAGCUAGACAAUGUGAACUUGAAUGAACUCCUCCAGCAUCAGUUCGUCUUGUUUGUCAUCUCAACAACCGGACAGGGUGACAUGCCACACAACUCCCUCUUAUUUUGGAAGAAGCUGCUCCGCAAGAAGCUGCCGCAUGACUGUUUGGGCCAAAUGAAGUACUCGUGCGUUGGUCUCGGUGACAGCACCUAUCUCAAAUUCAACUGGGCAGCCAGAAAGCUUAUCCGGCGUCUUGACCAACUAGGGGCCUCUACAUUCAUUGAGCCGUGCGAAGCUGAUGAGCAAUUCCCAGAAGGUAUCGACGGAAGCUUUGUGCGCUGGGCAGAUGGCCUCCGCAAACAUCUAUUAAAGUACUACCCCGAUCCAAAGGGACGAGGUGCCGUACCCGAGAAUGAGAUGCUUCCUCCAAAAUGGUCAUUAGCACCCGCCAUCGACAAACGCGCCGAGGUCUCUAGAAAGUCUCAUUUCAAUGGGGACACCAAGAAACCACCCUCAACACCGCCACUCAACCAACUACCUCUCCCCUACGGAUUGCAAGCCACCCUCGUUGGAAACAAACGACUCACUCCCGAAGAGCACUGGCAAGAUGUACGCCUCGUGUCCUUUGACAUCCCCAGCUCGCUGCAAGUCAACCCAGGCGACUGUCUGACCAUUUAUCCCAAAAACUUCCCCGAAGACGUGCAAAAAGUCAUCACCCUGAUGGAAUGGGACGCCAUCGCCGACGACCCUCUCGAUUUAUCUCUUUGCUCCCUCCCUCCCACAUUAUGUCCUCCUUCCCCAUCUACCCUCCGCGACUUACUCUUGCACAACAUCGACAUCAACGCUGUGCCCCGGCGCUCGUUCCUCAAAAGCCUUUCCUACUUCUCCGACAACGAGGACCACAAGGAGCGCCUCCUCGAAUUCACAACGACCGAAUUUCUGGACGAAUACUUUGACUACGCCACCCGCUCCCGAAGAACCAUCAUCGAAGUCCUCGAAGAGUUCUACUCGGUCCGCGUUCCCCCUUCGCACCUCCUCGAAGUAUUCCCACUCAUCCGCGGCCGCGACUUUAGCAUUGCCAACGGCGGCAAGCACCUCACCCCGGCAUCCCCAUCUCCAGCCACGCGAAUAGAGCUCCUAGUUGCACUCGUCAAGUACCGCACCAUCCUGCGCAAGCCUCGAGAGGGCCUCUGCUCCCGCUACAUAACCCACCUGCCGCCCAGCACCCCCCUAACCGUCACUCUCAAACCUGUUCUGUCCCCCAUCCACGGCGCCGUAAAUGCCCAACGGCCGCUCAUAGCCAUGGCAACAGGCACAGGCGUCGCCCCCGUCCGCUCACUCAUCCACGAACGAAUGACGCACAAGUCCUCUGCCCCCAUGAUAUUGUUCUUCGGCAACCGUAACAAGGACGCAGAUUACUUCUUUGCCGAAGAAUGGAACGCACUCGCUGGAGACAAGCUUACUGUGUUUACGGCGUUUUCCAGAGACCAGCGGGAGAAGAUAUAUGUGCAGGAUUUGAUACGCAAGGAAGCUAAAUUGUUGGAGGGGUUGAUUUCGCAGAAGGCCAUCUUCGCUGUAUGUGGGGGCUCGACCAAGAUGGCAGAUGCAUGUAAACAUGCCGUUUUUGAUCCCUACAUCGAGGGUGGGGAUGAGGUGGAGAGGAAGCGUAUUUUGGAUGGCAUUACUUGGUGGCAGGAAAUCUGGUGA